AUGGCAGACAAUGACGAUCUCGAGCAGUCUGCCACAACUGUUUCGACACCAUUAACACUUUCAAAACAAAUGGAAUAUACUUCAAUAUUGGACGAGUCGGCUCCUCUAGAAACAGAAGAGCUGACCAUUGAGAGUGCAAUUGACCAGAUCGGUUUCGGCCGAUUUCAAAUCAAGAUCUCAAUAAUGACUGGUCUAUGUUGGAUGGCGGAUGCAUUUGAGAUUAUGCUGCUCAGCAUCUUAGCUCCCGAGCUGCUUUGUAUUUGGCAUCUUGAGAGAUGGCAGGAAGCACUGAUCACCACCAUUGUCUUUGUUGGGUAUCUCAUCAGCUCCCCUCUCUGGGGAAAAUUCUGCGACAAGUUUGGCCGAAAAACGGGUCUGAUUUGUUGCUCCUCCGUCAUUUUAUACUUUGGUCUACUCAGUGCAGCAACACCCAACUAUAUGUGGCUGUUAAUCAUGCGGGGUAUGGUCGGUUUUGGAAUUGGUGGUGCUUCACAAACAGUGACACUGUAUUCAGAAUUUCUUCCUGCCAAAACGAGAGGUUUCUGUAUUGUCUUUCUAGAGAUUUUCUGGGUGCUAGGUGUUGUUUUUGAAGUAUUACUUGGGAUGAUUGUCAUGCCAACCCUAGGCUGGAGGUAUCUGUUGUUGUUCUCUGCAAUUCCAUUGCUGUUGUUCGUUCUAUGUUCAAAGGUCUUCCCUGAGAGUGCCUACUAUUAUGUCGCAUGUGGAGAAAGAGAAAAGGCUAUGAGCAUCUUAAAGCAAGUAGCUGAUGGUAACGGUAAACCAAUGCCUAAAGGAAGACUAAAGAUUGAUGAAACCUCGAGUAAACGUGGGCGGUUCAGUGACUUGUUUGUCACCAGAGAAGCGGGAAUUACAACACUUUUGCUCACGUUUAUUUGGUUCGUAAAUGCCUUUGUCUAUUAUGGUAUUGUUCUGCUUUCAAGUGAGCUCUUCUCCAGAAAUGACGAAUGUUACGGGGGAGAUGGGAGUGAUGAAAACACAUUGUCCGCCUGCUUUGAUGAAUGUACUACUCUUGACCCGAGUGACUAUGGGUCCCUCUUGAUAACUACCUUCGCUGAGUUCCCAGGAAUCUUGGUGACUCUUCUUAUGAUUGAAUACCUCGGCCGUAAAAAGUCCAUGGCCAUCCAGUUCUUCUUGUGCUCCAUAUUUAUAUUCCUCCUGAACAUGUGCACAACUAGAUUUGGAUUAACAGUGCUGCUGUUUGCAGCGAGGGCUUUUAUCUCUGGAGGCUUCCAAGCACUGUAUGUUUACACACCAGAGGUGUACCCUACACAUGUACGAGCCAUUGGGCUUGGUUCAUGCAGCUCAGCUGCCCGUAUAGGAGCCAUCAUUACGCCAUUUGUUGCACAGGUCAUGUUAGCCAAGUCUCCUUCGUUGGCAUUCUGCAUCUAUGGUGUUUCAGCCGCUCUCUGUGCCAUUGCGUGCAUGGCUCUCCCUAUUGAAACCAGAGGGCGAGAACUCCUGUCAUCAGUCAAACAGCUAAAAGGAGAACUUCAUCCUGGAUAAAAAUGCUCAUCCCUUAUUGUGUUGUGACACUGCCCUAUUGGUGAUCAAAGGUUCAAGAACACAAAUAUUUUAUUUUUUUGUGAAAAAAUAAAAUAGUUUUUAGUGAGCACAUGAUGGAGAAAUGUGCAUAAAUCGUGGGUUGACUAUAAUGUAGGAACUUGAUCGGUGUCCUAGUGAAAUCUGUUC
Molecule: messenger RNA, 1710 nt
Organism: Asterias rubens (European starfish)
Lineage: Eukaryota; Metazoa; Echinodermata; Asteroidea; Forcipulatida; Asteriidae
Product: synaptic vesicle 2-related protein-like
Exons: 15
Coding region: 1-1524 (507 amino acids)
Biological process (GO): transmembrane transport
Cellular component (GO): membrane
Molecular function (GO): transmembrane transporter activity
Source: RefSeq, a predicted model, not a curated record